Humulus lupulus (European hop) is the source of this 3687-nucleotide messenger RNA. Its product is annotated as FT-interacting protein 3-like. The transcript is spliced from 2 exons. Bases 322 to 3342 code for a protein of 1006 amino acids. The record is from RefSeq and is a predicted model, not a curated record. NCBI's taxonomy places the organism in Eukaryota, Viridiplantae, Streptophyta, Magnoliopsida, Rosales, Cannabaceae.
ACCCAAUUAAAAUUUAUAUAUUAAUGAGAGAGAGAAAAUAGUGGACCAAAGACCUUUUCUCUUCUGCUUACUAUUCCUCGGUUUCGAAGACUCUUUUCUUUGUAUCUCUCUCUUUCUCUUUCUUGGUAUUAACCAUCCUGAUAAGUUCAUAUCCUUGUUAUUUGCAGAAUUUUCUCCAACGUUUAUAUGUGCAACUCUCUCUCAGUCUCCUUCAAAGGGUUUUUUUCUAUAAAGUUUCAGCUUCUCAGCCUUUAACUUAUUAAGCUUAAAACCAGGUUUCUACUAUUUUGUAACUUCAAACAUAAGUCCAACUAAGUUUCAAUGAGCAACCUCAAGUUAGGGGUUGAGGUAGUGGGAGCUCACGAUCUCAUGCCCAAAGAUGGUCAAGGUGCAUCGAAUGCUUUUGUUGAGCUCCAUUUUGAUCAACAGAGAUUCCGAACGACAGUGAAAGAAAAAGACUUGAACCCAGUUUGGAACGAGAGUUUCUACUUCAACAUUUCUGAUCCAACCAAUUUGCAUAAUCUCACUCUUGAGGCCUUCGUCUACAACCUUGGCAAGAACAACUCGAAAUCCUUCCUUGGAAAAGUCUGCCUCACGUCGACAUCAUUUGUUCCCUAUGCUGACUCGGUUGUUCUGCACUACCCUCUUGACAAACGACACUUCUUGUCUCGUGUGAAGGGAGAGAUUGGUCUGAAAGUGUUCGUUACAGAUGAUCCAAGUAUAAGAUCAUCAAAUCCGCUUCCUGCCAUGGACCCCCCUGUUAAGAUUGAGGCAAGACAGCCAAAAGUUCCAAAUUUCGUCUCGAAUUUGUUCUCAAAUGAAAAAUCUGAGUCGAGAAACACAUUUCAUCAUCUUCCCAAAGAAAGUCCAGCUGAACAGAAGAGUGUCGCAACUCCUCCGGUUGUAAUUCAGCCUACGCAGAAUUAUGGGUUCUAUGAGAUGAAAUCAGAACCUCAGGCUCCCAAAGUUGUUAAGAUGUUUACAGGCGCCCCACAGCAGCCAGUUGAUUACACUAUAAGAGAGACAAGUCCUUUUUUGGGUGGGGGACAAGUUGUGGGAGGCCGAGUUAUCCCUGGAAACAACAGGCCUACGAGCACCUAUGAUCUCGUGGAAAAGAUGCAGUACUUGUUCGUAAGAGUUGUUAAAGCUCGUGAUCUUCCUUCAAUGGAUUUAACAGGCAGUCUUGAUCCUUAUGUCGAGGUGAAAAUUGGGAACUUCAGGGGAAAGACGAAACAUUUCGAGAAGAAGUCGAAUCCCGAAUGGAAUGAGGUUUUUGCAUUCGCCAGGGACAAUCUUCAGUCCUCUGUUCUUGAAGUAGUUGUGAAAGACAAGGAUCUUGUUAUGGAUGACUUGGUUGGGACCGUCCGGUUUGAUCUCCAUGAAGUUCCAUCUCGAGUUCCGCCAGAUAGUCCUUUGGCUCCUGAAUGGUAUCGGCUUGUGGACAAGGACGGGGACAAGAAGAAGGGGGAGCUUAUGCUUGCGGUUUGGUAUGGAACUCAAGCUGAUGAGGCCUUUCCAGAUGCUUGGCAUUCAGAUGCAAUUGGUCCGACAGAUAAUGCUCCGUCGGCAUUGGCACACAUCCGAUCGAAAGUUUACCAUUCUCCUAGGCUGUGGUACGUCCGUGUCAAUGUGAUUGAGGCGCAGGAUUUGGUUGUUGCAGAUAAGUCGCGAAUUCCGGAUACAUAUGUGAAGAUUCAGCUUGGCAAUCAGAUUCAGAGGACUAAACCAGUUCAGGCUCGGGGUAUGAAUCCAAUGUGGAACGAUGAUUUGUUGUUUGUUGCUGCUGAGCCAUUUGAAGAACAAUUGGUCAUCACGGUUGAAGACCGAACUGGACCCAGCAAAGAUGAGACCCUCGGGAGAGCCGUUAUUCAGUUGCACACGGUUGAGAAGCGAGCUGAUGAUCGGAACAUUCGUGACAAGUGGCUACCUCUGGAAAAAUCUAUGUCUGCUGCCAUGGAAGGGGAAAACAAGAGUGAAAGCAAGAAGGAGAAAUUCUCCAGUAGAAUUCGUGUUCGGGUUUGUCUCGAUGGAGGAUACCAUGUUCUUGAUGAGUCCACUCACUACAGCAGUGAUCUUCGCCCCACAGCAAAGCAGCUAUGGAAAUCCUCCAUUGGUGUUCUUGAACUCGGAAUCCUUGGCGCUGAUGGGCUUCAUCCGAUGAAGACAAGGGACAGUAGAGGCUCGUCGGACACAUACUGCGUUGCCAAGUACGGUCACAAAUGGAUCCGAACUCGGACCAUAAUCAACAGCCUGAACCCGAAAUACAAUGAGCAGUACACUUGGGAGGUUUACGACCCUGCAACGGUUCUUACCAUUGGAGUUUUUGACAAUGCUCAAAUCGGUAGCUCUGAUGGUAGCAAAGACGUGAAAAUCGGCAAGGUUAGGAUUCGAAUUUCAACUCUUCAGACAGGCCGAGUUUACACUCAUUCUUACCCCCUACUUGUUCUUCAUCCUUCUGGGGUGAAAAAAAUGGGGGAACUUCACUUGGCCAUAAGAUUCUCCUGCACUUCGUUGACAAACAUGAUGUUCAAGUACACUCGACCCCUUUUGCCCAAAAUGCACUACAUUAGGCCUCUAACCGUGAUUCAACAAGAGUCGCUGCGUCACCAGGCCGUCAACAUAGUGGCCGCAAGGCUGAGCAGGGCUGAGCCUCCUCUGCGUAGGGAGGUGGUUGAGUACAUGUCCGACGCUGACUCGCAUCUAUGGAGCAUGAGGCGCAGCAAGGCCAACUUUUUCAGGUUAAUGACGGUCUUUUCGGGCUUACUCUCCGUAGGAAAAUGGUUCGGAGAAGUCUGCAGAUGGAAAAACCCCGUCACAACAGUACUAGUACACGCCUUGUUCGUCAUGCUGGUUUGUUUUCCCGAACUCAUACUUCCAACCGUUUUCCUUUACAUGUUCUUGAUCGGGUUAUGGAACUUCCGGUAUCGGCCAAGUAACCCUCCUCACAUGAACACGAGGAUCUCGCACGCAGAUGCUGUGCACCCAGAUGAGCUAGACGAAGAAUUCGACACUUUCCCAACAUCCCGGCCCACUGAUAUUGUCCGGAUGAGGUACGACCGGUUAAGGAGCGUGGCCGGGAGGAUACAAACUGUGGUGGGAGACAUUGCCACUCAAGGGGAGCGCUUGCAGGCGCUGCUCAGCUGGAGGGAUUCUCGGGCCACAACUAUUUUCAUAGUGUUCUGUCUUGUUGCUGCCAUUGUUUUGUACGUGACUCCUUUUCAAAUUCUGGCCCUUAUCUCCGGGUUUUAUGUCAUGAGACACCCAAGGUUCAGGCGAAAGACGCCAUCGAUGCCCCUUAACUUCUUCCGACGGCUCCCGGCAAGGACGGAUAGCAUGCUGUAGAAGGUUGGUUGAAAGUGAAACUGCUCUUCUUAAUUUGUAUAUGUCCUAGACUUGCUAGCCAGUGUUUUUGAACCUUGUGUUUUCUGGGUUAUUGUUUGGGAAUGGAAUGCAUGUAAAACCUUUGUAGUAAUCAAGAUUAUUGGGGUUUAUAUAAAGUUAGAACUGUGUAUCUAGAAGGUCCGGUCUCCGGUGAACUUAUGUUUAGAUGAUCUUCUUGUUUUGUAUUAGUUGUUUAUGUUCUUUUUAGCUGUUAAAAAAAGGCAGGUUUUAUCGGUUUACUGUGUAAAUCUUUAUCUUCAAUAGCAACGAAGAAGAUCAAAUUAUAAGAACCUUUUCAUCUUUCAA